Molecule: messenger RNA, 779 nt
Organism: Cuscuta campestris
Lineage: Eukaryota; Viridiplantae; Streptophyta; Magnoliopsida; Solanales; Convolvulaceae
Source: the annotation of a GenBank genome assembly
GAUCAUUUAGAGACAAUGAGCAGAUUGGGUCCCAUACUUUUCUACCUUGCCGCUCCAGAUCGCGAGUCGGCAGUGCACUUCAUGCUCAUUGCUUCAAUUUCUUUCACUCUGCCACUUCGGACAGCGAGUCGGCAGCGCACCUCGUACUCAUUGGUGCAUUUUCUGACACUUUGCCACUCCGGACAGCGAGUUGGCAGUGCACUUCAUGAUGAUUGCUAUUACUUCUUUCCCUUUGCCUUACUCUGGACAGCGAGUUUGCAUCGCCUUUCAUGCUCAUUGCUACGAUUUCUUUCACUCUGCCACUCCGGACAGCGAGUCGGCAGCGCACAUCUUGCUCAGUGCUACGAUUUCUUUUACUUUGCCACUCCGGACAACGAGUCGGCGGUGCACCUCGUACUCAUUGGUGCAGACCCUUUCACUUUGCCGCUCGGGAUAACGAGUCGGCAGCGCACUUCGUGCUGAUUGCCCCUACUUGUUUCCACUUUGCCACUCCGGACAGCGAGUCGGCAAUGCAUUUCAUGCUGAUGGGUACAGUUUCUUUCCGCUUUGCCACUCUGGACAGCGAGUUGGCAGCACACUUGAUACAGAUUGAUGCAAUUUCUUUACAGCGAGGUGGCAUCACAUUCUCCGACUGAUGGCGUUGCUUGCCUUACUUCACCGUGCUCGGGACAGCGAGUUGGCGGUGCACUCUAGACUGCAAGGAAGACGGUGUCCUUCCGUGGUGGAUUUUGCUCUACUUCCACUUCACCUCGAGUUCCUCUCGGCUUGGAAAGUGGGGG